Rhizophagus irregularis DAOM 181602=DAOM 197198 is the source of this 1088-nucleotide messenger RNA. NCBI's taxonomy places the organism in Eukaryota, Fungi, Glomeromycota, Glomeromycetes, Glomerales, Glomeraceae. The record is from RefSeq and is a predicted model, not a curated record.
AAAUAUAAAAUGUAAGAUGUUUAGAAAGUUGACAGUAAGUUAUUUCUAUAAGCUUUCAAUAUGAAGGUAUGUAUAUACGUAUUUGUAUAUUGAUUCAUAGAUAUAUUCGUUGUAGAGCAGUAUACUUAUUAGUUAUUACAAUACUCCUCUCACAGAAGGAUUCAGUAAAUCUUAUUAUUUUUCGACACUUUGCAUACGCAUUUGCCAUCCUUUCCUCUCUUCUCUAUUUGAGUUAUUUGAUAUAUCAGCUUGCAACAGAUUAUCCCCUUCUGAAUAUAAAAUAUGAUUUCUUAGAUACAAUACAUGUUCCCAAUAUAAAAAUGUGUUCCCCAGGGUAUUUUGAGAUGUUAGCCUGCGAUUACAAGUUGAAUAAUAAUAUAGAAAUACCAGGAUGCUUGAGAUAUAUCUCAAACAUCACUUAUAAUAGUGGUGACCAAAGAUAUUGCCGCACUUUCAAUUCGGGCUUAAAGUACGUACGUGAAAAGCCAGAUGGGCUGAAUAAGUUAAAAUUUUAUUUCAAAAUAAACACAACAGAAGCAGAAGCUGAGGAACUUGGAGUGGCUUUGAUUACAUUAGAUUUUAUACCACACAAUUUCAAUCCAUUAUUGAAGAUGGAUAAAGCUGUUGAAUUACGUCUUCAGCUUCAAGGAAUCUUUGUCCCUGCAAUUGUUGACAGAGUUUCACUGGUAAAAUUUAGAACAAAAAUAUACAAUAGCAUUCCUCCUUGGAAUUUUGGUUCUAUCUUUGGAUUACCUCCUACCUAUCACAGCACACCAAGUAUAGAAUGUUUGGUCAAUUACUUCGAAUUCAACAAGAAUCCAUUUAAUAUGCCAAUUGGAACAAAUGGCUACUUCAGUAUUAGUCCAGGCGACUUUAUAGUGGAGGAGACUAGUGAGAAACGGUAUUGUCAUGAGUACCCUUGCAUUUCUCUUUGGAUCACCACGACUGGUUUUGUGAGAAGGAUAUCUAUAGAUAAAUGGUAUCUUCUGCGAACUUUUAUACCACAAGAUGAUGACAAUUUACUCAAUGAUGAAAUUGACCUUGAAAAAUACUUGGUUAUUCAUAAAAAUUUGUCCAAAUUGGAAUGA